This is a messenger RNA of Melanotaenia boesemani (Boeseman's rainbowfish), 2693 nucleotides long. It is a transcript of the gene anxa6, whose product is annotated as annexin A6. The coding region runs from base 300 to 2297 and encodes 665 amino acids. Gene Ontology annotation, cellular component: cytoplasm; focal adhesion. The record is from RefSeq and is a predicted model, not a curated record. Gene Ontology annotation, molecular function: cholesterol binding; calcium channel activity; chondroitin sulfate binding. Gene Ontology annotation, biological process: neural crest cell migration; apoptotic signaling pathway; mitochondrial calcium ion homeostasis. The transcript is spliced from 25 exons. NCBI's taxonomy places the organism in Eukaryota, Metazoa, Chordata, Actinopteri, Atheriniformes, Melanotaeniidae.
GUUCUCUAAUGCAUAUGACAUUUGUUAACAUUUCUUUUAGUUAUGUCCUGCUACACAGGUUUCACUUCGUUCUCUCUCACACAAGCACAUUUAUUUGGAAAGUUGCGUGACAGUGCGCCGCAGUCGCUGCGUCAUCGGACACGUAACGAGGCGGCCUGAAUCUGACCGAGGGGGGACAGACAGACUAUUUAAUAGGAGACAGCAGGACCACCAUCACCUAGCACCGACACUUUCUGUACCGACAAGGCCUGAAACUAUUGAUUUCUGGGCAGUGCUGACACAGAAGACCAAAUAUAAAUAUGGUGUUCAGAGGCACAAUAUCAGAUGCUCCGGACUUUGAUCCCAGCACUGAUGCUGAGACCCUUUACAAUGCUAUGAAAGGCAUUGGUAGCGACAAAGAGGCUAUCUUGGACCUGGUGACCUCUCGAAGCAAUGCACAGAGGCAGGAAAUCAUUGUAGCAUACAAAUGCAAUUUUGGGAAGGAUCUGAUUGAAGAUCUGAAAUAUGAGCUCACAGGAAAAUUUGAGCGCCUCAUUGUCAGUCUGAUGAGAACCCCAGCCUACCAUGAUGCUAAGGAAAUCCAUGAUGCAAUCAAAGGAUCAGGGACAAAUGAGAGGUGUUUGAUUGAAGUCCUGGCAUCUAGAAACAAUCAACAGAUGAAUGACUUGGUUGCAGCUUACAAAGAUGCCUAUGGAAGUGACAUAGAGGAGGAUAUAAUUGCUGACACUUCAGGACACUUUAAGAAGAUGCUGAUUGUUCUACUUCAGGGGACCAGAGAUGAGUCAGGAGUAGUGGAUGCAGACCUGGUGCAGCAGGAUGCACAAGACCUGUAUGAAGCUGGAGAGGCUCAGUGGGGGACCGACGAGGCCAAAUUCAUUAUGAUCCUGGGAAACCGCAGUGUGACCCACCUCCGUAUGGUUUUUGAUGAUUAUGAGAAGUUUACAGAGAUGUCCAUCGAGGACAGUAUUAAGAACGAACUAUCUGGAGAUUUUGAAAGGUUGAUGCUGGCUGUGGUCCAAUGCAUAAGGUGUACUCCUAUGUUCUUUGCCAAGCGCCUCUACAAGUCAAUGAAGGGUCUUGGCACAGCUGACAACACUUUGAUCCGGAUCAUGAUUUCUCGCUCUGAAAUUGACAUGUUGGACAUUCGAGAGUGUUUCCGUCUCAGAUACGAGAAGUCACUUUAUAACAUGAUAAAGGAUGAUACAUCAGGAGAUUACAAGAGGACUCUGCUUAACCUGUGUGGAGGGGAUGAUGACUUAGCUGGAGAGUUCUUCCCCGAAGCUGCUCAGAUAGCCUACAAGAUGUGGGAAUUAAGUGCCAUGACCAGAGUGCAGUUAAGGCCUACAGUCGGUCCAGCACCUGAUUUUGACCCUGCAGCUGAUGCACAAGCUCUGAGGAAAGCCAUGAAGGGAUUUGGAACAGAUGAAGAUGCAAUAAUUGAUAUUGUUGCAAGGAGAAGCAAUGCCCAGAGGCAGGAGAUCAGACAGGCCUUCAAAUCUCUGCUGGGAAGGGACCUGAUGAAGGACUUGAAGUCUGAGCUGUCAAAGAACUUAGAGAGGCUGAUCAUUGGGCUAAUGCUAACUCCAGCUGAGUUUGAUGCCAAAAUGAUGAAAAAGGCUAUGGAGGGUGCAGGAACGGAUGAACAUGCUCUCAUCGAGAUCCUGGUUACCAGGAGUAAUGAGGCAAUACAAGCCAUGAAUGCUGCUUAUCAGCACGCCUAUAAGAAGACUCUGGAGGAAGCCAUCCAGUCUGACACAUCAGGUCACUUCUGCCGCAUCCUUGUUUCUCUUGUGCAGGGUGCAAGAGAAGAGGGCCCUUCAGAUGUGGAAAGAGCCAAUGCUGAUGCUCAGGAACUUGCUGACACAUGCAAUGCAGACUCUGAUGACAUGGAGAUGAAGUUUAUGAGUAUACUUUGCACUAGGAGCUUCCCUCACCUCAGGAAAGUGUUCCAGGAGUUUGUCAGAUGCACCAACAAGGAUAUUGAGCAGAUUAUCAAGAAGGAAAUGUCAGGAGAUGUGAAAAAUGCCUUUUAUGCAAUAGUUCGCAGUGUGAAGAACCAGCCUUCUUACUUUGCAGACCGUUUGUACAAAGCAAUGAAGGGUCUUGGCACAGAUGAUAGAGCGCUGAUCCGGAUCAUGGUGUCCCGUAGCGAGGUUGACCUUUUCAACAUUCGUAAGGAAUUCAAGGAGACCCACGAUGCUUCCCUCCAUGAAUUCAUCCAGGUAGAGACCAUGAUCGGUGAUACAUCAGGAGACUACCGUAAAACCCUGCUGAUUCUGUGCGGAGGGGAAGAUUAAACACGUUACGCUGCUGCAGCUUUGUUUGGAUUUCAGUGACCACGAAAUAUGCCUGUUCACAGAAUCAUUACAGUUGUGGUUGGUUAAUGUCAGUAUCUGUUGCCAGUCUUCCUAACUGCUGCCACUCCUCAGCCAAACCAAGUGACCUACUGUAUGAUGACCCUCUCAGCCUUGUAAGCAAUUUAUCUGUUCUUGUGUCUACUUUGCCCUGUCUGGCAGGAUGAUGUCUGUUUUUUUUUUACAGUGUAAAUGUAACAUGAAGAUGCUCACGUUAAUGUAGAAAUGGACUUCACAUGUGCAGCAUAAACAAAUGGGUUCUUAAGCAGUGCCUUCAGAGUGGUUCAGUUAAUACUGUGAUUUGUAAGGUAUCAAAUAAACCUGAAUUAAACACAUGCA